AUGUCAUCUGAAAUUGAUUACGCAACAAAUCGUUUAAUCAAAGGUCUUGUUUCGAAUAGAAAAUGUGCACGUAUCGGUUAUGCAUCCGCACUUGGAACGCUUGUAAGUUUCGAUGGAUCAACUGACGAUAUUUUACAACGUGUGCAAAAUGCAUUAUCAACAAAAACGCAAACAUUUAUAGAAGAUAUAAAAAAUGUGACAACCGGCCGUAUUUUAAGCUACAUAGCAUUAGCCUAUAAUCAAAAAGAUGAUUUGUCAUCAGUUUUGCCCAAAAUUUUACCCGAUAUACUAACAAUGCGAAGACAAGCAAAACACAAAUUGCAAGCGUUCAUUGAUUCAGCUAUUAUUCAAUUAUCAAAAUGGGCUGGAAAGAAAUUAUUUAAAAAAGAGAUUUUUUCACAAAUUAACUCAUUAUUACCAACAAGCUGGAUUGAAACACUAAAUAACGAUUCAAAAUCCAUCUAUUUAUUAGUAUCACUCUCAAACACAUAUCCCAAAAUAUUUGAUCAAACCUAUUAUCAAUCUCGUUGGAAAGAGAAUGUAUUGCCGUUAUCCUCAUCGAAAGAACAUGCAAAUAUAAAAAAAUGUUUACAAUCGUUUGGCAAUGAACUUCACUUAUUACAAACAUUAUGUCAAGAAAUUAUUCUGUAUUCAUUGCGUACACAACAGUUUGAACAUUGUUGGACGCUUAUAGCUGAAGAAUUGUCGAAUAAUGGAUUAGAAUCAAACAAGGGCCAUAUUUUACUUGAAUCAAUCCUAUUUUGUUUUGAACAAGAAGACGAGACAAAUAUUAUUACAGAUACUAUUCUUAAUGAUAGUGUAUUUGUUCAGCGAAUACUCUUAUUAUCAAUGUCAAACAAAGGGAAAAGUAAACAAGCCGCUGCUCAUGAACUUGCAAAAAGUGUGGUUAGUAAACUUAGUAAUGUGAUCACUAAGAAAUCGAUUGAUCAAAAGUUAAAAAUUUUUGGAACGCUAUUGAAUUGUACGAAAAAUUAUGCAUGUUUACAGUCAACAACAAAAGCAAUAUCAGAUAAGUUAACUGCUGAUGAAUCAAUAUAUUAUGCAAAAUAUCUCAUCGGUUUAUUCUGUGAAAAUGAAGUAGAAAGAAUAGAUGAUCGUCGUCAGUUUAUAAUUAAUCUUCUAAUUAAUUUAGCUUCUGAUAAUGACGAUGUUUUUGAACAGAUAUUAUUGUUAUUUGUAUUAUUCGCCUAUUUCAAAACAAAUCGUGUGCCAAAAAAUUUACGUGAUUUUUUACCGGAUGUUUCCUUUGAAAUAUCUGAUCGAUUACGUGAAUACAUUGGUGACGGUAUUUAUAAAUUGAUUUUACAUGAAUUUAGUAAACAUCAGUUUAUGGGAUGUUUUCAUGUAUUCAAAAGAGCGGCUAGUUGGUGUGAUAAAGAAACACAUUAUACUCCUUAUUUUAAAUAUUCAGAUGAAAUCAAAUCAUAUUUAGCAGAAAAUUAUCAACAAUUAUAUGAGACAGUUAACGGCACUAUAAUUCAAGCUUUACCAGAUGAAAAAUUACGUAUAUCAUUUCAACAAGUAUUUGUACUCGGUUUAUUCGAUCUAUUUGUCAAUUAUCGUCAAGCAAAACAAUGUCUUGAAGAUCUUGUAACAUGUAUUGAAAAUGCUCAUAAUGAAUUAGUAUUGAAAAAAUUAAUUAAUGAAACUACAUGGAUUGAGGUAUUUGUUGAUAUAUUAUUGUCAAUGUAUACAAAAAGACAACAAAUAAUACGAACAAUUUUGAAAAAAGUUUAUCUUCGAAUUUCAAAAUAUAUGAAUGUUGAAGCAUUAAAGUUGAUGUUACAGGUGUUAGAAGAUGCAGAUGAGGAAGAUGAUGAAGAUGACGAAGAUAUGAGCGAUGCGAGUUCCGAUGAUGGAUCUGAUAAAGAACAAGAAGAAGAAGAAGAAGAGAAUGAAUCAGAUAAUGAAGUUGAUAAAAAUUCAAAUGCUAAUGAAGAAUUGCGACAAGCUGUUGAAAAAGCAUUGGGCGAUGCGGCAGCAAAAGAAGAUGACGAUGAUGUUGAAAUGGAUGAUGAAGCCAUGCUUCGUUUAGAUCCACUCAUUGCUGAAGCAUUUCGAUCACAAAUGAAAAAAUCAUCGACAAUAAAAAUAAAUGAAAAAUUACAUCAUCAAUUACGUGUACUCGAUUUAAUAGAAUUUAUUAUUAAAAAAGAUGAACGAAUGAAUUUUGUCACAAUUAGUAUUCGUCCCUUAAUUGAUAAGUGUGUGAGUAUACCGAAUACAGCGGCUUAUCGACCAAUGAUUGUACGACUCAAUUCGAUAUUAAGACAUCUUUCGAGCAGAAAAAUUGGUCAUUCUGAUAUGGUAAAACUAGAUGAUUGUCUUGAGCUAUUCCACUAUUUAGCAGCAAUACAAGGAGGUAAAACGAAAUUGUUAACAGACGUGUUAACGAAAGUUUCAAUGUUUGUGAUUAAAUUGUGUUUACAUGUGGGUACAAAAGAAAACAAAUUAGAUGAUGUUCAAAAAGAUAUAUGUUCAACGUAUGAAGAAGGAAUUUCAAGAUUUUUUGAAUCAACAAAACCUUUAACGAAAAAAAAUAAACAGAAAAAUGGCGAAAUUGAAGAUGCUAAUGAGGACAUGGAAGAAAUUCAACAUCCACUUGUUCAUCCAACAACGAUAAAAGAAUUUUUUCAACGUUUUCCCGAAUAUUCUACACAGCUAGCAUUAUCAUUUGUACAACGAUCAUUGAAAGAUGAUGUAACUUGGAAAAAACGACUUCUUGUGUGUGGUAUAUUGAAUAAUUUUUUUAACAAAACUCGACUCAAUAAUGUUGAUCCGAUAUUACUGAAUACAACCAUUGAAUUAAUAAAAAUCAUAUGCCAAGAUUCAAAAUCAUCUAAACAAGAAUCAUUGAAUUUAUUGACAAUGUUAACACAAAAACUCUUAUUCAUCAAAGAACCACAGUUGACGCCAGAACAAGCACAAUUAUUAUUCUCAAGAAUAUUGGCAGUUAUCGAACGUAAAACACCCAAUAAUCCAAAACAAAAACAACAAUUAGUGAAUUUGUUAAACACUUUUAAAAAGAGAUAUCAAUUAGAAAUCAACGAUAAUGUAAUGUCAAUGUUAAAAAAGCGUAAACAAGACACGGUCACCAAUGGUGAUGAUACGAAAAAAGUGAAAAAAUUAAAAACAACGAAUAAUCAUAUGGAUGACACCAGUAUUAAUCAGCCAGGAACAAAUGAAAUUGCAAUAUCUACAUCUAAUGGAAAAGUAAAAAAAUCAAAGAAAAACAAACAAAAUGACACUAUUACUGAUGAAAAUGAAACAUCUUCGAAGAAAAAUAAAUUAAAGAAAAACGUCAGUGACAGUGAAGAAGAAGCAGGAUUAAAUGAGUGUAGAAAAAUACCAUUUAAAGGAUUAUCAACCGUUUAA
Didymodactylos carnosus is the source of this 3396-nucleotide messenger RNA. The record is from the annotation of a GenBank genome assembly. Lineage: Eukaryota; Metazoa; Rotifera; Eurotatoria; Philodinida; Philodinidae.